GUAUGGAUAAUCUAUGAAUUUAAUUGUAUUGUGCGUUUUCACCUAUAAUGAAUAUGUCAUACAGCAUUUCCUUGGAAUCUUAUUAUUUAAUGAUUUCAGGGGAUUUCCCUAGGAUUUUUCAUUAAGUCUGUGAUGAGAACUGAUAGCACAGGUGGUCAGGUGAUUAGGUAAUUAGGUGAUCAGGCGAUCACCUCUCAGUUCAGCCCACGCGCUGGUAGGAGGGGGUGUUCUUGUUGGUGAUUAAAAAUGGGCGGGGCUAUGAUGCAUAGAUGAGAUUCCACGUGACGUCAAGGGGAGCCGCGUUUAUAAAAGCCUGGCUCAGCGCUCCAAUGGACUUUCAGUAUCAGAGCAGGUUCACAGGACGGAAGGACUGCGUGUUUACCGUCUCUACUACAUCAUUCAACAUGAUAACAGGAGCAUAAACUUUUCUCUUCAUCUGUUUGUAGGAUUUCAAAAAAAGAACAAUGCCGGAGCAGAGCAACGAUUAUCGCAUGGUCGUGUUCGGAGCUGGAGGGGUCGGGAAGAGUUCCCUGGUCCUGCGCUUUGUGAAGGGAACUUUCCGUGAGAGCUACAUCCCGACUAUCGAGGAUACCUACAGGCAGGUAAUCAGCUGUGACAAGAGCAUCUGCACUCUCCAGAUCACAGACACUACGGGUAGUCAUCAGUUCCCCGCCAUGCAACGCCUAUCCAUCUCCAAGGGUCACGCCUUCAUCCUGGUCUACUCUAUCACCAGCAAACAGUCUUUGGAGGAGUUAAAGCCUAUCUUUGAACAGAUCUGCCAGAUCAAAGGUGACGUGGAGAACAUUCCCAUCAUGCUGGUGGGCAACAAAAUCGAUGAGACCAGUGGCCGCGAGGUGGAGAGCAGCGACGGAGAAGCCUUGUCCAAGAGGUGGAAAUGCGCCUUCAUGGAAACGUCAGCCAAAACCAACCACAAUGUAAAAGAGCUGUUCCAGGAGCUGCUGAACCUGGAGAAACGUAGAACUGUGAGCCUCCAGAUCGACGGAAAAAAGAACAAGCAACAGAAACGAGCUGAGAAGCUCAAGGGAAAAUGUGUGGUCAUGUAAGGCAUCUAAAGAGGACGUGUCUGGAUUCAACCCAAGGACAUUCGAGCUUUCACAACGUAGCUGUUCUGGCUGACGCCUUUUUCACCUCACAAAGAAAGAUAUGCAUGGUUAAAGAUAAGACUUUGUGUCGCGACAAGUGACUUGUUGAAGGAAGGGAUCGCUGGUGUUCACUGACAGUCAAUUCAAAAAAAAGAAAAAUCCAUUCUGAAGCCACUUUCAUCCUGUGCUGCUUUAAAAGACAUUAUUCCCUGAGCUCGUCACUAAUAGGAUUCAGUUGGCAUCACAUGUUAGUACACAACAGCAGUGUUUAAUGCUUUGCCACCGUGCUCAUGCUCUCAUACUGCACAGUCCAGGUGUAACUAAAAGAGAGGAAGACGAGGAAAGUAUGAAAGAAGGUGGAAUUGGAAACAUCGAUUUAAACCAUCUGCUCCUGAGAUGGAUGCGAUACAAAGCAAUACAUCAUGUUAUACAGAUUUGAGUAUUAAGAAAAUAAUUGCUCAUAUAAAAACUGUAAUUUCUGGUCUCUUGUACAGCCAGGAAAGUUCACAUGGUUUAAAGGUCACCAUUUGAGAGUUUACUAAGUAAUAUAUUUGACUUUCUUUUGAAUAUUGUAUUUAAGUAACUUAAAUACAAAAAAAAAUCGCAAAAGGAAAUCGCAAUAGGAAAAUCCCAUCCUUGCCAAAUGUUAUUUACGUACUUAAAUAAGUUUUUUUAAUAAAACAUUAUGAAUAACAUACAUUCUACCACGCAUCUCGACAGAUAUGACAAAUAAGUCCGACUUGGAUUCGUCAUAGAUAUAAGUCUGAUUCAUUUGAUUCAAUAAGAUUGAGUCAGUGCCUUUAAGGUUUUGAAGAUGCUGAGUUCCAAAUUAAGAUUACUUGAGGUGUUUACAGAUUAUGGUAAAAGCUUGAUCAAUCAUGGCCUGUGUGUGUGUGUGUGUGUGUGUGUGUGUGUGUGUGUGUGUGUGUGUGUGUGUGUGUGUGUGUGUGUAAGAGUGAGAGUGUGUGUUGAUUCAUAGAGAAUUCACCUACCAAAGGCAUACAAAUCACUAAUUGAAUUCCAACCUUGCUUCUUCGGGAAAUAUCAAAGAUGCCUCCUUCAGGUGGCUAAUGCACUUGCGUGCCAGUAUUCCCAGUCUGUUACUGAUUGUGGAUUUUAUGAAAUCAAAUAGUGGCCUUUGUGGUUGGAGCAUGUGGCGAUUGAUUAAAUGGAUUAUUCUAAUGAAACCGAUAAGAUAUAAUAAACUAUAUAUAAAGCUUUACAGCAGAAUUGCAUGAUUCCAGCAGCAGCAGGAAUGAGCUUCAGAUAACGAUUGUGCAAAACGAAAUUAUAAAACCAUAUGCCCUACCUAACAAGCACCCUGGUAUGUUUAAACAUAGGCCUGGCAUCAACUAGGCUUUCUAAUGUUUAUAAGAGUAAUAACAUAUGUAUAGAUUUAGCAUGAUGGGUCUUGAAAUUCUAAUGAUAGGGUCUGGCUUUACAGCUAGCUUAUAUCACUGCUUUGGCUGUCUUCUUAUACAUCAGUACUGGUUCCAGUACGACAGAUAAUACGUGCUGUUUAUUUCAGUGAUAUUUUGUCAAAGAAAUGUCAUUAAUAUGGUUGUAACAAGAAGUGAAAGAAUGCCAAUAGAUUAAAUGCAGUCGCAGUAGUUAGUAUAUGCUCUAUCUAGAAAAAUCAUAGUUACAGGCACCAGUGUGCCGGAUCGUCAAUCACUGAUUAAGAUUAAAAAAACCUGUUUGUUUGCUAUGACGGAACUGUAAAAUAAAUAUUAUAUGAAAUGAUGUAAUAUUGUUUUAUUGACCUGCCUGUAAAACAUCAUGUGUGCCUACAAGUUUAUAUAUUUACUGUAAAUAAAUGAGAAAAUAAAGAUAGUUCUGCAUUUAAA
Molecule: messenger RNA, 2950 nt
Organism: Silurus meridionalis
Lineage: Eukaryota; Metazoa; Chordata; Actinopteri; Siluriformes; Siluridae
Product: GTP-binding protein Di-Ras2
Exons: 2
Coding region: 465-1064 (199 amino acids)
Biological process (GO): signal transduction
Cellular component (GO): plasma membrane
Molecular function (GO): GDP binding; GTP binding; GTPase activity
Source: RefSeq, a predicted model, not a curated record